AUUCUCUGCCCCCCGUCCCUGCCUCUGUUAUUCUUUCUCUCUUUCUAUAGCUCUCCCCCUGAAGAGAACACUGUCCCUGGAGUGACCUUUUCUUAAUGAGCCUCAGAUCACGAGUCAGGAAAAGAGCUUUCAGUUCAGUAUCUUCAGAACAAAGUAGGCAUCACAUUGCAAGUCUCUGGGCAGAGCCAGCGAGUGAGAAGGAGAGAGAGGACAGAAAAACAAGGCAACGUUCAUCUACUUCUACCUUCCAAACUUAAAAAUGCAGCGGCAGUGGAUGAUGGGAGGACUCGUGUUGGUCCUGCUGGUUCUCUCAGCAAUGGCAGUGGAUGCUGGAAAGGCAGAGAAACCAGGCAAGAAGGAGCGGAAGUCAGACUGUGGGGAGUGGCAGUGGAGUGUCUGUGUGGCGAAUGUUGGGGACUGUGGCCUGGGAACAAGAGAGGGAACCCGCACAGGGAAUGAGUGCAAGCAAACCAUCAAGACCCAGAGGUGCAAGAUCCCCUGCAACUGGAAGAAGCAGUUUGGAGGUGAAUGCAAGUAUGACUUCCAGGCUUGGGGGGAGUGUGACCUGUCCACCGGCAAAAAGGCCCGCAUUGGAACCCUGAAGAGAGCCCUGCUGGAUGCUACCUGCCCUGACCCUGUCAGUGUGACCAAGCCCUGUGGAAAAACUGUCAAGACAAAACCACAAGAUUCUAAGAAGCCAAAACAUGAGGGAAAGAAGACGGACCGGACCCCUGUGGAAUAAUGUAGCCUUCGAAGAUGGGGAGGGAUCCUCUGGAUGUCUACUGUAACCUUUCUCAGUGACCCCCAGUUUGUAACUAGUUUCCCACCUGUGAUAAUGUAUGUCCGCUGUUCAGAGAAACUGUUCAGAGAGACUCUUAAAAAUAAAUAAAUAAAUAAAUAAAUAAACAGGAAAAAAAAUAUAUAGUUUUUUUAUUCUUUUUUUUUUUUUCUUAAAUUGAAAAUUAACGUAUAUUAGGGGGGGAAAAAGACCAGGUAAAAAAAAAGGACUUGCCUACCUAACUUGUUGUGUUUUUAUUUGAUUAUUUAAUUGCAUGAAAUGUGUGCUUUUAAAAAUGAAUCAUUCUAAAUAUUAAUAUUUUUCUAGCUUUCACCAUGAAUAGCUGGUGGAAGAUUUUGCAUCCUUUUGUAUUAUCUAUUAGUUGUGGUUUCAUAGCUGUUCCUUUUCUGGAUUAUCACACCUCACCCACUAUCUUGCUAAUUUUUUUCUUCUUGAACCAACACAUAUUCUAUAGAAUGACCAGCUGUAACCCACUGUGGUUCCAUUCUAAAGUGCUGAAUUCUCAGCCUUGGAAUAUCUGUACAAUAUUAGAAUGAGCUGUCAUUUUUGUUGCAGGGCACAUUGGCCCUGAAAUGUUUAAUAAAAUGCAUUCUCUUUUACGCAGUCGUGAGAAAGCAUGAUAGUAGAUGAUAAGAAAUUAAAUGCCAAAAAAGGCACUUUUUUUUGUAAAUCUAUUUACUGUUCUCCAUUUCAGAAGUGUUACUAAAUAUAUUUAGUUUUGUACAAUAAAUUACAUGCUUACUGUU
Acipenser ruthenus (sterlet) is the source of this 1545-nucleotide messenger RNA. Its product is annotated as pleiotrophin-like. Lineage: Eukaryota; Metazoa; Chordata; Actinopteri; Acipenseriformes; Acipenseridae. The transcript is spliced from 5 exons. The coding region runs from base 260 to 742 and encodes 160 amino acids. The record is from RefSeq and is a predicted model, not a curated record. Gene Ontology annotation, molecular function: growth factor activity.